AAUAAGCGGCUGCUGUCGUUUGACCAUAUUCCUCACGACCUUCGUCCAACCAGUCCUCAUAGGUGCAUUGACAACAAAGAAUAUAUCGUCGCAUCGAUUCUACAGCAUCUCCUCAUCAACAUAGAUUUGCAAAAAAAACUGGAAACUUCAAUCUACCCAAUUCUCUUACAUUAAACCAAUACAAUCGUCAGGAUGUCAGCAACUGUUCCUUCAUUAUUUUCUUUGAGCGGAAAGACCGCCAUUGUGACGGGCGGCACGAGGGGUAUCGGUCAGGCUAUGGCUAUUGCCCUUGCUGAAGCUGGUGCGGAUAUUGUACUGAUCCAGAGAGACGAAUCAAGCACACAAACCCGCGAUGAAAUUGUCAACCGAGUCGGUCGAAAAGCUUGGAUUCAUGUGGCAGAGUUGUCGAAACGAGAAGACGUCAAAAAAAUCAUUCCCACAGUCACAAGUCAAGGACUGAAGCCCCAGAUUCUCCUCAACUGCGCUGGCAUUCAAAGGAGACACCCUAGUGAGAAGUUCCCUGACGAGGAUUGGGACGAGGUUAUUGAAGUAAACUUGACCUCUGUGUUUACACUAUGCCGUGAAUUUGGAGCCUACCUAUUGGCUCGGGAUGCGUCUGAAUUUCCUUCCGGCCGCCGUGGUUCCAUCAUCAACGUCGCAUCGCUUCUUUCCUUCCAGGGUGGCAUCACCGUUCCGGCAUAUGCAGCCUCGAAGGGCGGCAUUGCACAACUAACCAAGGCCCUGUCCAACGAGUGGGCCAGCAAGGGUAUCAACGUGAACGCCAUCGCCCCUGGGUACAUUGACACGGACAUGAACGUCGCCUUGAUCAAUGAUGCCAAUCGGAAUGCUGGCAUCAUGGCCAGAAUCCCAGCUGGCCGGUGGGGGAAGCCGGAAGAUUUCAAGGGUGUUAUUGUGUUCUUGGCGAGUCAAGCAAGCAACUAUGUUUCAGGUGAAGUGGUCUGUGUUGACGGAGGUUGGAUGGGCCGGUAAAGGGUGUCGCUAGCACAUAGUACGUACUCUUCCUGAAUGU
This is a messenger RNA of Aspergillus novofumigatus IBT 16806, 1030 nucleotides long. Its product is annotated as putative 2-deoxy-D-gluconate 3-dehydrogenase. Lineage: Eukaryota; Fungi; Ascomycota; Eurotiomycetes; Eurotiales; Aspergillaceae. The transcript has 3 exons. Gene Ontology annotation, molecular function: oxidoreductase activity, acting on the CH-OH group of donors, NAD or NADP as acceptor. Bases 193 to 990 code for a protein of 265 amino acids. The record is from RefSeq and is a predicted model, not a curated record.